Molecule: messenger RNA, 387 nt
Organism: Mesitornis unicolor (brown roatelo)
Lineage: Eukaryota; Metazoa; Chordata; Aves; Mesitornithiformes; Mesitornithidae
Product: ERI1 exoribonuclease 3-like
Exons: 2
Biological process (GO): exonucleolytic trimming to generate mature 3'-end of 5.8S rRNA from tricistronic rRNA transcript (SSU-rRNA, 5.8S rRNA, LSU-rRNA)
Molecular function (GO): 3'-5'-RNA exonuclease activity; nucleic acid binding
Source: RefSeq, a predicted model, not a curated record
GAUGCCUCUGGAUGUUCAAUGAUAGCACUCCUCCAUACUGGAGCAGCAAAGUUUCCCCAAAACUUACUUCCAAGGGCAAGACAAGCUGUGUGCUCCCUCCUCCCGGCCGGUGUUCUCAAAGGGUACGGCUCCAUCGUAAGCAGGAAACUGGCGUCCCACGGCUUUGGAGCUUCCAUGGCAGCAAUGUCAUCCUUCCCUCCACAGAGAUAUCACUACUUCUUAGUGCUGGAUUUUGAGGCUACGUGUGAUAAACCACAGAUUCAUCCUCAGGAAAUCAUCGAAUUCCCUAUCCUGAAGCUGAAUGGCAGGACGAUGGAGAUUGAAUCCACCUUUCACAUGUAUGUUCAGCCUGUGGUGCAUCCCCAGCUUACGCCCUUCUGUACAGAG